AUGGAUCGGAGCAAACGGAAUUCAUUUGCAGGAUUUCCUCCACGUGUGGAGCGUCUUGAGGAUUUUGAAGGAGGUGGUGGAGGGGAUGGGAACAUGACCCAAGUGGGAAGAAUUUGGCCCUCCUCAUAUCGAGCUCUUAUAAGUGCCUUUUCCAGACUGACACGUUUAGAUGACUUCACCUGUGAAAAAAUAGGGUCUGGCUUCUUCUCUGAAGUGUUCAAGGUGCGCCACCGAGCUUCCGGCCAGGUGAUGGCUCUUAAGAUGAACACGUUGAGCAGUAACCGGGCAAACAUGCUGAAAGAAGUGCAGCUCAUGAAUAGACUCUCCCAUCCCAACAUCCUUAGGUUCAUGGGUGUGUGUGUACAUCAAGGACAGUUGCAUGCACUCACAGAGUAUAUCAACUCUGGAAACCUGGAACAGUUGCUAGACAGUAACCUGCAUUUGCCCUGGACUGUGAGGGUGAAACUGGCUUAUGACAUAGCAGUGGGCCUCAGCUACCUUCACUUCAAAGGCAUUUUCCAUCGGGACCUCACCUCUAAGAACUGCCUGAUAAAGAGGGAUGAAAACGGUUACUCUGCAGUGGUGGCUGACUUUGGCCUGGCUGAGAAGAUCCCUGACGUCAGCACGGGAAGUGAGAAGCUAGCUGUGGUGGGCUCACCCUUCUGGAUGGCACCUGAGGUUCUCCGAGAUGAGCCCUACAAUGAAAAGGCGGACGUGUUCUCUUAUGGUAUCAUCCUCUGUGAGAUCAUCGCCCGCAUCCAGGCUGAUCCAGACUAUCUUCCCCGAACAGAGAAUUUCGGGCUAGACUAUGAUGCUUUCCAGCACAUGGUGGGAGACUGUCCCCCUGACUUUCUGCAGCUCACCUUCAACUGCUGUAAUAUGGACCCCAAACUACGCCCAUCCUUUGUGGAGAUUGAGAAGACCUUGGAGGAAAUUCUGAGCCGCCUACAGGAGGAAGAGCUGGAGAGGGACAGGAAGCUGCAGCCCACAGCCAAGGGACUCUUGGAGAAAGGACCUGGGGUGAAGCGACCGAGCUUACUGGAUGACAAGAUACCUCCCAAGUCCCCACGCCCAAGACGUACCAUCUGGCUGUCUCGAAGCCAGUCAGACAUUUUCUCCAAUAAGCCCCCACGUACAGUGAACGUCUUGGAUCCCUACUACCAGCCACGAGUUGGUGCUGCCCGAGCCCCCAAAAUCAACCCUUUUAGUGCUCGCCAGGACCUCAAAGGUGGCAAGAUCAAGUUCUUUGACCUGCCCAGCAAGUCUGUCAUCUCCCUGGUAUUUGACCUGGAUGCACCAGGGCCUGGAACGAUGCCUAUGGCUGACUGGCAGGAGCCCCUGGGCCCACCUUCUCGCCGGUGGCGUUCUUUGCCUAGUUCACCUGAGUUCUUGCAUCAGGAGGCUUGUCCAUUUGUGGGCCGGGAAGAAUCACUAUCUGAUGGGCCCCUACCACGCCUCAGCAGUCACAAGUACAGAGUAAGGGAGAUCGCACCAUUCCGAGCAACUGCCCAGCCAGCUGCUCCAGCCCAUGAGGCCAUGGACUGCUCCAACCCUCAGGAAGAAAAUGGUUUUGGGCCCAGGCCCCAGGGCAUCAGUCCAUGCCUUGCAGGUGCCCCUGAGGAGAUGGAGGUAGAAGAAGAAAGGCCAAGAGACUCGGCUCCAGUCCCCUUCUCUGUCUCAGGCAUGGGCCUGAGGACCCAGGGAGAGCAGGAUGGGUGA
Molecule: messenger RNA, 1719 nt
Organism: Rangifer tarandus platyrhynchus (Svalbard reindeer)
Lineage: Eukaryota; Metazoa; Chordata; Mammalia; Artiodactyla; Cervidae
Source: the annotation of a GenBank genome assembly